Messenger RNA from Labrus mixtus (cuckoo wrasse), 1130 nucleotides. Its product is annotated as coxsackievirus and adenovirus receptor homolog. The record is from RefSeq and is a predicted model, not a curated record. Gene Ontology annotation, cellular component: external side of plasma membrane. The coding region runs from base 257 to 949 and encodes 230 amino acids. Gene Ontology annotation, biological process: T cell costimulation; cell surface receptor signaling pathway; negative regulation of T cell proliferation. The transcript is spliced from 4 exons. NCBI's taxonomy places the organism in Eukaryota, Metazoa, Chordata, Actinopteri, Labriformes, Labridae.
UAUACUUUAUAAACUCUGGUGUCUGUUCCUCACAGCUGCACAGAGGCGUCUCUGCUUUGGCGGCAGACCUGAACUCUGGAGACUCUUCACAUUGAAUCUUUGAUUUUCUUAACUUUCUUUGAUGCAAGGAGUUUAAGAUAUGAAGCCGGACCGAUGACUGACUUCACUCCAGACUAAAGUCCUCAAACUCCAGAGAACAUUACGAGACAGCCUGUAGGGGGCUCUGCUCACCUUGAGAGGACUGAACUUUGACCUCAUGUGUUUGUGUCUCUUCAGCUCUGUGUCCUCUCACAGGAAGAAGAUGAUGUACAGGAUCCUGCUGCUCCUCAUGAUGACCUGCUGUGACUGUGCAGGAACAUUUAAAGUGAAAGUGACUCAGAGCUUCUAUCAGGCAGAGGAGAACCAGGACGUCACUCUGGAGUGGACCUUCACACCCCAAGAUGACCCCUCACUUCACUCUCUUUUCAUCUACUGUUUGAUGUACACUGAUUUUGAAGUCUCCAGACUGUUUCGUCUUAAUAGAGGAGUCGAGGUCUCAGAGUCUCAGGAUGAACAGUUUGCAGGACGAGUCCACUGGGACAAAGACGUCCUCAAAGAAGGACGACUCAGACUUCACGUGUCCUCGUUGAGGACUGAAGACUCGGGGAUAUACGAGUGUAAAGUGAUGACAGAGUUUGGCGUGGACUCGACUCAGACCUGGCUCGAUGUGAUCGCAUCGACGCUCCGGCACAAAUCUGAGACUGGACCAGAGACUGGACCAGAGACUGAACCAGAGAAUGAACCAGAGACUGGACCAGAGACUGGACCAGAGAGGUUUAACACAAAGAGUUGGGGAUGGAUGGUUCUCUCCUUUGCACUGUCGGUGUCAGCUGUGCGCUAUGUUUUGUCCCGAACACGUCGUUGCUUUGCGCCCGUCCAGUGGGUUAGGGGCUUCUUUAAACGUAUUUAAUAUCCCGAUUGUUAAUCAACUUAAAUACCUAGGAGACAACAUUUUUUUCAAAUUUAGAAAUGACUGUCAAUACAAAUUACAGUUUUCAAGAAGAUUUAAACAGACGUAGAGAAAUGGACAUCACAACAUAUAUCCUUUGAUGCCAGAAUCUCAAUAAUAAAAAUGAUGGUAUCACCUCAAA